CUGCUUCCCUCUCUCUCUGCCUACUUGUGAUCUCUCUCUCCCUGUCAAAUAAAUAAAUAAAAUCUUAAAAAAUAUAUAUAUAGUACCUAUAAUUUACCAAGACAGAGCUGGAGGACUUGUGCAGCCUGGUUUCAAGAUCUACUAUAAUGCUAUAGUAAUUGAGACAGUGCGCUAUUGGUGAAAGGCUAGACAUAGAGAUAAAUCAGAAGGUAAAUGGAUAAAUAAAUUACAGGUAUGUUCCUGCAGUGGGAUGAUACAAUAUUCAAAAUAACAGGCAAAUCUCAGAAACAUUGCUAAGUGAGAGAAGCCAGACACAAAAGUCUACAUAUUAUAGGGAUCAGUGGUUUUCUGAGGUAGAGGAGAAUUGCCUCUAAAGACACAUAUGAGAAUUUCUGGGGGUGAUGAAAAUUUUCCAUAUGUUGUCCAUUAUAUCUCAAUUAAAAUUUUUUUUCUCAAUCUUAAUUGGAUAAUAGUUUCAAAGAUAUAAUUCAUCAAAGCUCAUCUAACUAUACACUUAAAUUUUAGUGUAUGUCCUACCUUAAGUUAAUUUUUAAGGUUAAAAAAAAUCUGCCCUUAGACACAGGAACAUGAUAAAAUUACAGAACACAGAAGACAAAGGGAAGAGCUGAAAAGUAGCUGGAGAAAAGAGAGAUUGCCUACAAAGGAACAGCAGAGGCCGAACUUCUCAGUGGUAACUUUAAAGCGAGAAGACAGACUGCUAUCUUCAGACUGUUGAGAACUGUCCUUUGUUGGAGUUGAGUCCGUGAAUCAGAAAGGUGAGCAGAGGUCUGGCCGGUAGCUGGUAGGACACGGCUCAAGUGAACGCCAGAGUAUCAGCCCCAUGGCCGGGUAGGUGUUGGAUGUGCAUGCUCCCGUUGCCUCUUUAUAAUCGCUCUGUGAAGAUCAUGGAUGUCUGCGUACCAGUGAAGAAACUGAAGACCAGAUGCCCACACUCGGCCGCUCACUGGAGAGAGGUCCCGUCUGAUGGUUCGAUGUAACCACCCUGUCCGACGUGGGGGGCGCGUGGCUUUGCUCCAGCCUCCGGCGCAGGCACAGUCUCUGGAAGAACCUGGAAAUGUUGAUGAAGAGGAAAAUGCGGGGCCCAGGCAGGCUGAGCGUGAGAGUGUGCAGGAAAAACCCCAGUCCUCAGAGAACCGCUGGCUGAAGUAUCUGGAAAAAGACUCGAAAGGGCUGGGGAUGGAAGGAGGCGUGUGUUUCGAGAGCCCACCCUCGUCCAGGACAGAGAAGCCAGAGCCUUCCUUCAACACAGGCCUGCCUAAAAAAAGGAAAUGGAGCCAGAGCACAGGCCAGCCUCCACCCAGCCCUGAUGUCCAGAACCUAGGUGAUUCUGAGGUUACCUUGGAGCCCCAGAAGGACGAAGCUGGCCUGGCGGGGAAGGUCAAAGAAGGCGGGGGCCACAAGGACAGGGAAACUGUUCCUCGGGUGGGUUCUCCACGUCUGGCCCCACAGGUCAGAGCUACAUCUUCCAAGUGGGAACGAUUCCUUCUGCCACCUGGAAAUGGCCCACGUGCAGACAUGGAGCCCUCACUGGCCCUACAGAGAGACCCCAAGCAUGCUGAGGCAGCACUGGCUGAGCAGGGGACCCUAUGGGUCCAGACCCCAAGGGAAGGGCACUCCAGCAGGCCACUCGGUGCACCCAAACUUCCCUGGCCUGCACACACUUUCACAUCGGGGUCUCAGAGGCCCUGUGUAAAGCCUUCCGGACAACCACGGGACACUGGUCCUCUGGCAAAGGGCAGUCCCUUCGUCACAGGAGUACAGGAGUCCCCACUUGUGCGACUAUGUGACCUUUUUAAAACUGGUGAGGACUUUGAGGAUGAUCUGUGAAGUGACUUAAACAAGGUUACCCACCCGGACACAUGUUACAUGAGCCCUUAUCCCCUGGACCUCUUGGCCACUGCCAAAAAAAAAAAAAAUUAGCUUUUAAAUAGGAUGGGAGGGGGGCAGUACCUGAGAGGCUCAGUUGGUAAAGCCUGUGCCUUCAGGUCAUGAUCUCAGGGUCCUGGGAUCGAGUCCUGCAUCUGGCUCCCUGCCUGGGGGUUGCGGGGGACAGGGAAGGGAGAGUCUGCUUCUCCUUCUGCCCCUCCCCUUGCUCAUGCUUCCAUCCCUCCCUCCCUCCCUCCCUCCCUCUCUCCCUCACUUUCGCUCUCAAAUAAAAUCUUAAAAAAAAAAAAAAAAAAAAAGGACCAGGGAUGAUUUAUACAAACUGUCAACAAGAACAAACUAUCAAGUCGUCUCUGGUUGCAACAUCUUGGAUUAAAGUGCUUAUACCAUUUAAUUACCAUUUAAUUACAGAUUGUUUGCAACACAGCAACAGAAUGGUUACAAACGGGUUUUCUUACUGUGAAAGCAACAGCCAUAUUCAAAAGUGAGAGAAUUAGAGUGGUUAUGGAACAGGCGGUAUUCUGUGAGCACCAGCCUCCCUCUCUGAACCCCUCCUCAGUCACAGAUUCAAGAAGCCCAGGCUUGGACUGCCUUGUCUGCCCUGUCCUCCCCAUCCUCACUCUUGCCCCACCUGACAGAAUGUCUGCUGUCCUCACUCUGAACUUGGAGCCGAUCAGGUUUCUGGUGAAAAUCAACUAUAGGUCAGCUUACUAUUAUAGUCAUUAAAAAAAGAAAAAGCAGAGACCAUUAGGCAAGACAUUCUGGACUGCUGGUGUGAUCCUGGUGGGGGGAGAGCAGCAGAAG
This is a messenger RNA of Lutra lutra (Eurasian river otter), 2709 nucleotides long. RefSeq names its product MRN complex interacting protein (gene MRNIP). The record is from RefSeq and is a predicted model, not a curated record. NCBI's taxonomy places the organism in Eukaryota, Metazoa, Chordata, Mammalia, Carnivora, Mustelidae. Gene Ontology annotation, biological process: mitotic G2 DNA damage checkpoint signaling. The coding region runs from base 985 to 1848 and encodes 287 amino acids. Gene Ontology annotation, cellular component: nucleus. The transcript has 5 exons. Gene Ontology annotation, molecular function: chromatin binding.